GUUUCUCAGCUACUCCGGCCAAGUCCAACCCACCCGAACCCUGUUAUCCCCCUCGGUCUCAUCGAAAAACCCCUCCCCUCUUCCUAUUACUCUCCGCCCCUCCGCUCCAAAAUCACCACCUUGUUGUUGCAGGCAGCGACAGCACACGCGUUCCUUGUGCUCUCAGAUCCCUCCUCCGUGCACGCAUUCCGCACUCCCCGAGGCAAAGGCUAGUACUGCGGAAGAUGGCACCUUUUGCAACUGCCGGUGUGCAGAUGAUGGCUCUGCGCCCCGCCAUCUCGGCCUCCCAAAGGAUGCUUACCUCGAGGGCAGCCGUCUCACGGGUCGAUCUGGCGCUCAGCACUAGUAGCUUUGCGAGCUGUCCCAGAAUCUCCAGCUCCAGGCCUCUUAGUUCUUCCAAGCGCAGUGGUGUUUCCGUGAGAGCAAUGUCUGGAGCAAGCAGCUCUCAAGGGCUACCCAUUGAUCUUAGAGGUAAAAGAGCAUUUAUUGCUGGAGUUGCUGAUGAUAAUGGCUAUGGCUGGGCCAUUGCAAAGGCUCUUGCUGCAGCUGGUGCUGAAAUUCUUGUUGGUACAUGGGUGCCGGCACUUAACAUAUUCGAGACAAGCCUGAGGCGUGGAAAGUUUGACGAAUCACGGAAGCUGCCUGAUGGAUCUCUUAUGGAGAUUGUUAAAGUUUAUCCACUUGAUGCUGUCUAUGAUUCCCCCGAUGAUGUUCCUGAAGAUGUCAAAGCAAACAAAAGGUACGCAGGGUCCUCAAAGUGGACUGUGAAGGAAGUUGCUGAAUCAGUCAAGCAAGAUUUUGGCAGCAUUGACAUACUUGUGCAUUCUCUUGCUAAUGGUCCUGAGGUUACAAAACCUUUGCUGGAGACCUCAAGAAGUGGAUAUCUUGCUGCAAUUUCAGCAUCCAGUUACUCCUUUGUUUCUUUGCUUCAGCACUUUCUCCCUAUUAUGAAUUCAGGUGGUGCUAGUAUCUCGCUAACAUACAUUGCAUCUGAAAGGACAAUUCCCGGAUAUGGUGGUGGUAUGAGUUCAGCUAAAGCAGCUCUCGAGAGUGAUACAAGAGUACUUGCUUUUGAAGCUGGACACAAAGGCAAAGUCAGAGUUAACACCAUAUCUGCAGGUCCUUUGGGAAGCAGAGCCGCUAAGGCGAUUGGAUUCAUUGAGAAGAUGAUCGAGUACUCUUAUGUUAAUGCACCAUUGCAGAAGGAACUUUUGGCAGAUGAAGUUGGGAACGUAGCAGCAUUCCUGGUGUCUCCUUUGGCUUCGGCUAUCACUGGCUCGACUGUUUAUGUCGACAACGGACUUAAUACCAUGGGGCUUGCGGUUGACAGCCCUACGGUAUCGUCUUAGACAUUAUUUUGGUAGAGGUAUACAUUUUCCAGUGAGGCUUGAUUCUCUAAUAAAGAGCUUAGUUAGCCUAAGAGCUGAGGGGCAGGGAAAAGAAAGAAGGAUCUGGCUGUUGAAAUGAUUUUGAGCAGUCUAGUGACCUCUUUGGCCCAUUUCUAAUAUUGUAUCUUGAAUCUUGGUGAUACUCUGUUUAGUGUGGCUGAUUAGUUGAUAUACUGUGGCAGUGGUACAUUGGAAUUCAGAAAUCAUUUGCAAGAAAUAAACUCCUAAUGUUUGACGGUCA
This is a messenger RNA of Brachypodium distachyon (stiff brome), 1629 nucleotides long. Its product is annotated as enoyl-[acyl-carrier-protein] reductase [NADH] 1, chloroplastic. The record is from RefSeq and is a predicted model, not a curated record. Gene Ontology annotation, biological process: fatty acid biosynthetic process. The transcript has 13 exons. Bases 225 to 1349 code for a protein of 374 amino acids. Lineage: Eukaryota; Viridiplantae; Streptophyta; Magnoliopsida; Poales; Poaceae. Gene Ontology annotation, molecular function: enoyl-[acyl-carrier-protein] reductase (NADH) activity.